This is a messenger RNA of Lachancea nothofagi CBS 11611, 951 nucleotides long. NCBI's taxonomy places the organism in Eukaryota, Fungi, Ascomycota, Saccharomycetes, Saccharomycetales, Saccharomycetaceae. The record is from the annotation of a GenBank genome assembly.
AUGGGCUUUGUGUCAAUCAUAAUAUCGCUAUACGUAUCAAUUUCGUAUGUCGCCGCGAUACAUUUGUGGUCGGGAAGAAUUGGGGACUUCAAGAUCCGGCGCGAUGAUCCUAGAGUAAUCAAGUCGAGAGUGAAACGAGUCAUUGUGAUUACAGUAAUAAACCUAGUAACUGUGCCGUGCCUCAUAUCUAGUUUCGGAAUUGUAUCUUUUAAAGACGCUUUGCUGUCCAUGGGGUUGCUACCGGGCGGGUAUCUCAGCAAGGGCGGCGGAAUCACGAUGGAUAUGAGAGCUUUUUGCGGCGACACUUACCGCGCAUUGGAACUGGCGUUUAUUUUGUACUGUGGUCCGUUACUAGAUAAUAUUCUGUACUACUUGCUGACUCCUGGUGCACCUUUCAGCGCUGCCUGGUACGAUUUGAAAAGCGAGAUUGUUACCAUCUGGGGUUUUCGGAAUUACUUUUUUGGCCCUCUUAGUGAGGAACUGUUCUACACGGCGAUGCUUACGAAUGUUUUUAUUUUUACGAGUCCGAAGUCCGUCACUUUAAACACCGUGCUGUGGGUUCCCCCGCUUUUUUUUGGCCUUGCUCACGCUCACCAUGGCUGGGAGAUGCAUUCUCUUGGGAUGCACGCACCUGGGCAAAUCCUGGCUACCGUUCUAAUUCAGCUGUCAUACACGACAGUUUUUGGCGCAUUUACAAACUUUAUAUUUCUGAGAUCGGGACGAAACCUAUGGUGUUGUGUAAUUCUCCAUGCAUUUGCCAACUAUAUGGGCUUGCCUCAAGGUUCCGAACUUGCCACACAUUUUGAGAGUAGUGCUUCACCUGUUGCAUUCCGCUCACUUCUUGGUCAAAUCUGGAAAUACAGUUACGUUGCAUUUCUCGUCCUUGGCCUUGUUGGCUUCAAGAAUAAUCUGUACAACCUUACCGCGAGCAAGUAUUCCAUAGAACUAUAG